GGGUUGAAUGUUUUCCACCAUUCUUGAUAAUAGAUAUACAUCUAUAUGAAUGAAUGUUUCCCAGUGAAUCAACAUUAUUUGGUUUAUGACCCCUCCAUGUUGAUUAAAUGACAAGCAACUACAACCUGAUCUAGAAUUUUUAUUGCAAGACUUCUCGCAAAAUCUACAACAGAAAUCAAAGAGAAGCUGCAAACUCUACAAUUUUUGGCAUUCAACAUAAUCGCAAUGGCCGAUAAACAUCCAUACGAUGCUUCUGCUUCAUCAAAUACAAUGAGCCAAUCUUUCACUAGCUCAUAUCCUGAGAGCCAGUCGCCGUCAACCUUAAAUUCCUCAGAUGUGGUACAUAGGUUUCUACAACAACCACAACCCUCUUUCAUAGUCGGCGGAAGCCCAUACCUCUUUCCAUCAAUUUUUGGGCUUUACAGGGAUGGCAUGAGGAGACUUUGCCUCGCGGAACACCAUGUAUCGACACCAUUUAUGACCGUUGCUGUUCAUUCUGGUUGGUCUGGCGAGCCCUCGAUUGUUCUCUCCUCUCCCACAGCAGUGAUGGGGACUGCAGAGCUCCACACUUUUUCCUCCAAGAUUGACCUCGUUAUCGGCAAUACCUCAUCGACUAUACAAUCUUCAGGCUACUUUUCACCGGUCUACGACUUCACCUUCACAUUCGAUGAUGGACGCCAGGAAGUAUUUCAAUGGAAAAAAAGCUCCGGGGAUGCAGUUGCAGGUUUAUGCGGCAGGAGUAGGGGUUACAAGCUUGUGAGGGCCUCUAAUGGGGAGGUACUAGCCGCCUGGACGCAUCCAGGCGGUCCAAGUAUUGAUAAGAUGGCGAAGUUUGGUCUGUUGGAUAGUAUGAGAAAGCUUGGUUGGGGUGAAAGGUGGGAAGUAACGCUGGUGCUAUCAGCUAUAGCACUUGUUGAAAAAGAGAGAAGGGCGAGGAAGAAUGCUGCCGCUGCGGCGUAGGGACUGUUUGAAUUUCGGGGCGAACCUUGGAGGGCCCGGUAUGAUACCCAUUGUUUUCGGCGAGUUUUAAUGGAAUUUUACGUUGCUUGGAUAUAAUUGAGAACUUGGUCAGAAUUUAAUAUGCACCACGAGAUCUGAUGAUAGUUUUCACCAUUGUUGACUUGAAUUUGCUAUAAUACUUUCUGUGAUUUUCAAGACACAUUGACUCCAGUGAGCCAAUUUGAUAGAUGAGAAAUUGCUUGAACCA
This is a messenger RNA of Botrytis cinerea B05.10, 1207 nucleotides long. RefSeq lists its product as hypothetical. The transcript has a single exon. The coding region runs from base 226 to 960 and encodes 244 amino acids. Lineage: Eukaryota; Fungi; Ascomycota; Leotiomycetes; Helotiales; Sclerotiniaceae. The record is from RefSeq and is a predicted model, not a curated record.